Cajanus cajan (pigeon pea) is the source of this 713-nucleotide messenger RNA. RefSeq names its product MFP1 attachment factor 1. Gene Ontology annotation, biological process: lateral root development; mitotic cell cycle. Lineage: Eukaryota; Viridiplantae; Streptophyta; Magnoliopsida; Fabales; Fabaceae. The record is from RefSeq and is a predicted model, not a curated record.
ACACACACACCCUUAUAUAUUUUCCCACACCUUAAAAAAAAAUCCACUCUUCGGCAACUCACGAACCCCACAUCCUCGUAACAAUGUCCGACUCCGAAACCACACCCGAAAAUUCCUCCGCGCCGCCGCACCCCGACACCGCCGUCUCCUUCAGCAUUUGGCCCCCCGCUCAGCGCACCCGCGACGCCGUCAUCAACCGCCUCGUGGAGACCCUCUCCGCCCCCUCCGUCCUCUCCAAGCGCUACGGCACUCUCUCCUCCGACGAAGCCUCCGCCGCCGCCCGCCAGAUCGAGGGCGAGGCCUUCUCCGCCGCCGCUGCCUCCGCCAACGCCUCCACCGAAGGCGUGGAGACGCUCCAGCUCUACUCCAAGGAGAUCAGCAAGCGCAUGCUCGAAACCGUCAAGGCCAGAGCUCCGCCCGGUACCGCCGCCGCAGAGGGCGUCUCCGCCGCCGUCUCCGACGACCUUUAAUGUAUGUUUUGGGAGAUUGUAGAAUUGGAGAGAUCUUAUUUUACCUUGUAAUUUGGGUGAAAAAACUGUUUCUUUUCUAUCUAACUUGGUUGUCUCUUUUGUGUGCGCCUAGGCUUUUGUUGCAUCCAAUGGUGGUAAUAACAGAAAGCAUGAGACUUAGAUACACUUCCAUGGAACUUUAGUUACUAAAAGUACUUGAGAAACUGCAUUCAAAAGUUUUGUCUUAUUUUAUUUUAUUCUCAA